CUUGGCCACCCACUACCCCACUGUCACAGUGCAAUUGUACCAUUCCAUGGAUUGCGUUCGCAAUUUCUAAAACUCUUAGAUCCACCGCAGAUGAAGCUGGUAUGGUCAUGAGAGGAGAGGAGUGGAGACGAGAGCCUCAGCGCCAUUCUGCUGCAGUGAUUGCAACACCGAUCCAUCCCCUGCGCCCCAUCUGCAUGCUUGAGCUGCACUUCGAUAGCAACUCUGUACGAAAUCGAUGCGCUCCAAGCAACUUUACCCAAGUGGCAAUCCGCACCGCAAGGCCAUGGGCUAAUGCGCAAUCGCUCUGCUGGCAGCAUGCUCCUGAAGACUCGAAUUGUCAUCGAAGUUAGUGAAAUCAGCUUUUGCAAUGUAAUUUGUUGCUUGGUUUGUCAAAGGAAGACAUUGCUACAGAAUCCUCUUUUCCAAGUCUGGUUGAGAGGUUGUAUGCAUACGAAGGCGGAUAGAGUUCAAGACGACGAGCCAAGCCAGUUAAAAAGGUCGAUUUAGGAGCUGGGAUAUGGGGAACGCGGUGAUGGUGUGCGGGGGGAGGGGCUACAGGGACGCCGUGACGGUGCUGCAGGCGGAUGGCAACGUGCUGUCGUUGUAUUCUAGAGUGCGUGUGGUAGAUCUCAUCUUGGACUAUCCCAACCACUUCGUAUGCCACUCCAGCUUGCUGGUGAUGAUGCAACAUGGCAAGAUUCUGCCAAUGCACACCCUGCUGGAGCCCGGAGAAGUGUACUUCCUACUCCCCAAACCUGGCCACGGCCACGGCGGAGCCGACGAUCAGAGCGAUGAGAGGUCGGAGAAUUGCUCGGACACUUCGUCAUUACUGCAAAUUGAACCCCCUCGCAGAGCGGUGCAGCGGACGGGGAGCAUGAAAUUCGUCAUCUCGACAGAGCAGUUCUCCAAGAUCAUGUCGGGGUCGAUCAAGGAGGGGCGGAUCAAGAAUGGGAGCCAUGAAACGUCGACAAAGCGAAGGAGGGCGAGCAGAGAGACCAGGUUCAAGAAGGCACCCAUGCCAUGGCGUCCUGCCCUUUCCAGCAUUCAGGAGGUGGCAGCCAAUUGAACUCUCUUGUGAGCGCAUGUGCCUGACUGAAUGCUUCGUAACUAACUUGUACAGGAUGUUCAUAAACUUAAAACCCAACUAUUCAUUUACGAGUGCAUUUGAUGGUAGUCCGGGUGACGACAAAGCAAAUAUUCUUCCAAAUUGGAGACUUCUUCAUGAAACUCACACUGCCAGGGGUAGGAAUGGAUGUAUGUCGUGCCAUCUGUGCUCUAAUUCAAUGUGUGCUUUUGCAUAGAGGUUGGUGUGACACCCGUGUUGCAGCUGCCGUUGUGGUUGAGAUUCAUUUUUCGCGGCUGCGAAAUGAUUGGCAUGGCAUCAAGAGCUGUCUUGUCUUCUGAAAAAGGCAAAGAAUUCAUGUCCAGAUUAGUCUGGCAAGCUUAUUGCCCAAACCAAGAGUUGUGGAACGUUGUUCUUCACGGAAUCUCUUGCAUCAGUUUUGGUUUUCAUUUUUGACGUAAUCAAAUAGCGUGAGAUAAUAAAACGUAGAGAUAUUCAGUUCUUUCACAAUUU
This is a messenger RNA of Physcomitrium patens, 1576 nucleotides long. The record is from RefSeq and is a predicted model, not a curated record. NCBI's taxonomy places the organism in Eukaryota, Viridiplantae, Streptophyta, Bryopsida, Funariales, Funariaceae.